This is a messenger RNA of Plodia interpunctella (Indianmeal moth), 1687 nucleotides long. RefSeq names its product zinc finger protein 461-like. Gene Ontology annotation, cellular component: chromosome; nucleus. The record is from RefSeq and is a predicted model, not a curated record. Gene Ontology annotation, biological process: regulation of transcription by RNA polymerase II. Gene Ontology annotation, molecular function: zinc ion binding; chromatin insulator sequence binding. The transcript has 7 exons. The coding region runs from base 120 to 1484 and encodes 454 amino acids. Lineage: Eukaryota; Metazoa; Arthropoda; Insecta; Lepidoptera; Pyralidae.
CGAAUUCAUUAGAGUGAACUUGAAUAGGGAUGGUAACUUGUGUGUGUGAUGUUUUAUUUAAUUUAUUUCUGUGCUAUCUAUUCAUAAUUUGUGUACUAUCUACAUAAGAAGGUCUAACAAUGAAUGUGUGUAGAAUUUGUCUUUGUAGUUCUACGGAAAUGUCCGUAAACCAAUUAAAAUCUGAUGAUGAUACUUCCAAAACCUAUGUGGAUAUAUUUAAUUUUUGUCUAAGCAUAGAGAUCGAAGCAGAAAUGGAUGAGCAAGCAAAGUUAUGUACAUCAUGCUUUUAUAAGGUUUUAUCAUUCUAUGAGUUUAAAUGUUUAGCUUUAAAAAGUGAUGCUUACCUGAAGACUGUCCUUAGUGAAUAUGAAGUUAAAGUUAUUCCUCCUAAUGUAGGCAAUGUAAAGUCAGAAGAUAUAGAUUAUAAUGACAAUGAGUGUCUAGAUGAAGUCCUGAGUUCACCAGUGAAAGAUGAAGUAUCAUGUAGUGAGAAGCCUGAUUAUCUGUCAACUGAGGAUCCCCUCCCUGACUGUCCAACUGAUAAAUUUGUGAUUGUUGUCGUACCAGCAGAAACCGAGGAUAUCAAGUUAAUUGCAGAACCUAACAAAAAAACAAAAGUACAAAAGAAGAAAAAAUCCAAAAACAAACGGAGUACAACAACCAGGUAUACAAGAAGCGGCAUCUGUGGCACCAGAAUCUUGUCUAAAUCAGAAAAAGCCUAUGAAUCAAAAAAAGCCUUUGAAAAUCCUGGAAAGAAAGUUUUAAAUUUAGAAAAACACAUGACGGUUGAUCAGAGCGGAGAGGAGUCCUAUGCAUGCAGUGACUGUGGAAAAACAUUUUUAUCUGAUGUUGCUAGGAACUAUCAUCAUGAGACUAUCCAUUCUGGAAUGAAAGAUUCGAUUAUAGCCCCAAAUACUCUCUAUGCAUGCAAAAUUUGCUGGCGUCGGUUUGAUGCUGAGAAGAAACUGGACAGUCAUAUGUUGUCUCAUACCCGACCGUUUGUGUGUGAACUUUGUGGUAAAAGCUACGGGACAAAAAACAGGCUGAAGAUUCAUAACCAACAACAUCAUGAGAAAAUAAAAAGAUUCUGCUGCCAACACUGUCCAAAAAAAUAUUAUGUAAGAGAUGCUCUGACUUAUCAUUUGAAGACUCACCACAUCACAAACCAACCAUCCCACGUAUGUCCGGAGUGUGGCAAAGGUUUCAAACUGUGGAAGUCGUUCAAGGAGCACCUCAACUGUCACAGGACCACCAAAGAGUAUGAAUGCCAUAUCUGCGUCGGUAGAGCUUUCAAGACACAAGGUUGCCUAUACGCCCACAUGUUGACGCACCAAACGCGACGACACGAGUGUCAGCAGUGUGGAGCGAAGUUCACGAGGAAGGAACACCUCACCCGACACCAAAAAGCGAAGAAGCACGGUGGAGUUACCGCCAAGGAAGAAAAUGAUUACCCGAAACAAUUGGACGAAGCUUUGUCGGUGUAAUUUUUUUUUUUUUUACUUUUCACGUGGAUUUUACAAUUGAAUGUUUCCUUCAAUCUAGUCAGGCUGGAGCCAAGACAGAAUUAUCUCUGCGUAAGGUAAUUUGUCUUUGUUUUGAAAUGAAAUGAAUAUAUUCAGAUAUGGAACUGAAAUGCAAGGAGAAAAAAUAAACUGUAAAACUUGAAAUAAAACUACGAUUUACGUAA